GAAUUAAACGUCGCGAUUGGUUUAAAAUCCAUAACUGGCCUCCGAGAGCCAGGUGUCGUUCACACCGCGGCCUCGCGCCUCGUCUCGUUAAUCACUCGUGUUCUGUUCGCUAUUGUUGAACUGCGCCGUCCGUACAGCCAUCUUUGUCAAAUUACGUACUAUUCAAUUACAAUAAUUUGGUUUGUUUGUGGUAAUCAAAUGGAACAAAACGCAGGGACUAGUGCUACCAACCAACGCGUCGUUUGGCAGGAUCGUGUACAAUUUUACAUUCUCUUUUGUUUCAUUAUUACCGACCGACGCUUCGUUUAAUGGAAGCGUUACGACUUCUAAACGGCGUUAACAUAACCAGGCGACCAUUAAAAUGAUGGAUGAUGUUGUCAUUUGCAAAAAGUGUGCGAAGUGAUAGUUUUAGUAAAUAAUGUGAAAAGUGUUAUUAAUAUUUAAGUAUCUGCGUGUGUAUAUGAUGAAAACUGCGUUGUAAUUUAGCUUUACACAUUGCAUUUACGAGUGAAAUGGCGUUGCGGAGCGCGCGGGCCGGAGCAUGCGCGCCAGUUUCCUUACAAUCGCUGGGAACGCACUAAAUGUCCUUCGUUUACGUGCACAUCAAAAUGGGAAGGUCGAGAUUCCCUGGAAAACCGCUCAAAUUCCAGAACAGAAAGCGUAUUAGUGUUUUAUCGGGCGCUGUUUACCAUGAGACUACUUCAGAGGGUCAUCCGUCCACCCGUGGCGCGACGACCCAUGAUUUUGCUGGGGAUAAAGAGGAGGAAGAAAAGAAAGAAAGCAAUGAAAAUGGGACCAGUGAAACCUGUGAAAAUGAUAUAGCUCAAAAUACACUUAAUCAAACACAAGUUAACCAAGACAAGAACAGUGAUUCAUCAAAGUCCCCAGUGCGCACUAGAUCACAAAACAAAAUGGAUAUUACAAAAGAUAAACCAAAGCCAGUGAAGAAAACUGUAACAUUUGGUACAGUUGAAAGUUGUGAAGAUAUCUUCUUGCCAUUGAAGAAGAUUCCUAAACAUCAUGCACCUCUUGUUCCUAUCAUAAAGAAAAAAUCUGCACUCAAACCAACAGAAUAUUCCAGCAUUCUAAAGCCUGCUAAGCUAACAGACCUAAGUUCUAAAUCAACAUCAGAGCACCAAGAGGGUUACAUGAGGAAGAAUCUGAAUCCUCUGUCAAAGCCUAUGAACAAGUUCACUCAGUUUAGUGAAAGUCGUUGUAUGUCACCACCUCCUCGAAAUACAUCGCCUGUAGACAAAGAUAGUGGAAGCUCUGCAAAAUUUGUAUUACCAGCCAGGAGCAGCCAUUCCUCCCGUGUUAUUAAACCAAACAAGAGGUUCAUUGAUGGUGAGGAACAAACAAUGUUAACAAGUAGCACCUUAUCAUCAGGAAAGGUUCUUAAGAAACCUAAAUUAAAGAGGUUGGUAUUCAAUAACGUACUGGAUGAGGAUGAUACGCCAGAAGAAGAGACUAACAAAUUCAGUGAUAAGGAUAAAAAUUUAUUGAAAUCAUCAAACUUGUUUAAGGAUAAAACAACUAAUUCAUUCUCUGGCCUCAGUACAAAUUCACGAAAGGCAGUGCAUGAUCUAUUUUCAUAUGAAAAAGAACCUAAUUAUUCACAAGAUGAAAAUUCCAAUUUAGAAAGUCUAGAGAAACUAAAAACAGUUGAACCUAACAAAGAAGAUAGAACUGGGCAUGCAAUGAGAAAACUAAUGGACAUUUCUGAUGCAAGCAGUUCAAGUAGUACUAGUAGUAGUUCAGAAUCAGAGGAAAGUUGGGAAAGUGACAGCCCUGGUGACAGUGGGGAGGAAGAAGAAAAACCUGCCCCACCUAGUCCAGAAAAAGAGAAAACAUCAGCUUCCCAGCUUUUGAGAGGUAAAGUCAUCAUCCGAGAAGCAAGGUUGCAAUUGAAUCCACCAACUCAAUCUACAUCUGGUUUAGAUGGACCAUUUUCCACACUUGCUCCUUUAUCAUCUACAAAUCCACCAACCACUGUUACUUGUGGUGUCUGUGGGGCAGUGCGCUUUUAUAGAUUUGUUAAGCAAACCAGAAAGUUUGGAAUUUAUUCCUGUGAAUCUUGUCGUAAAUUUAUUUCAAAAAUGAUAAAGAAGGAAAAGAUAUCUCAAAGGACAGGUCCUGUGGUUAUGCAGUGUUUGAAAGGAGAAGGUAAUUGUCAUGUACCUCCUAUAGUCCGAUCACAACAAUGGAAACUAUUACGGUGUACAAAUAAAACUAGAUGUCCAGCUUGCUGGCUCAAGAUGUGUCUUAAGGCCUUCCAAGUACCACCAAUGAUGAAAGCUGGUCUAACUGCUAUGUUGCCUCCCUAUAUGAAAACUGGAGUGAAACCUAUAGUAUCACCUCUAACACAAGUCAACCCAUUGAGAAUAAGUCAAUCGGCUAAUAAUACUUCAACAAUGCAAUCAGUCUUUACACCCAGUAAUGAAAGUGAAAUGCUUUUCGGACCACUUAAAACAAUAAAGAAAUCAAAUGAAGAAGCUGAUAAAGUCAUCGAAAAGGAGGAAAAGCCGCAAAAAGAUAAUCCGGAAAAAGAUCAUGGAGAAGAAUUUGUUGCGUCUAAAAAACGUCGUUUAACAAGAGUCAAAGUGCGAAAGAAAGAUAAAAAUGAAUCUACGCAAACUGAGGAUCCGAAACGACAGAAAGUAGAACUAAAAGGACCAAGAGUUAAACAUGUAUGUCGUAGUGCAUCCAUAGUGCUAGGACAACCUAUUGCAACAUUCCCAACACAAGAAGAAAAAGAGAAACAAGAGAAAAUAUUGGCAAUAACUGAUGAUGAGAAUAUCUCAAAUCCUGUUCCAGAUAAAGAGAUUCCUAUGCCUGACUUAUCAACUGAUGAAUCUGAAGGAGAUUCUGAAAAUAAAUUACCUCCCAUUGUACCUGCAAUAGAUUCAGAAAUACCUAGUACAAGAAAUACAGAUACAGAAAUGCAGAUUGAGACGAAGAAGAGGAAAUUAGAAACAUUGGUUUCUGUUAAAUCACAGAAAGCUGAGUCUAGCGAAGAUGAGACUGUUAUGGAUCUAGUGCCUAAGAAAUUGAUCAUGAAACCUUUAAUGAAUAUUACAAAUAUGCGAAACCGAUCACAGAAAUGCGGACAGAAUCGCCCAGAAUUGAUCUGUGUUGACUUCUGGGAGAGUUAUGAUCCUGAUGAAGUGUGCAGUUCAGGUUUUGGUCUGAUUGGAACAACAUCUUUUACGGUUGCCAGAAUUUGUUUCCUAUGUGGAAGUGCUGGAAGAGAAAAGCAGAUGGUGGUGUGCUGGUCCUGCUGCGAGUGGUACCAUCGGUGGUGCGGGGAGGCCGGCGAGGCGGGUACGGGCGCGUGGAGCUGCGCACGCUGCGCCAGCUGCGCCGCGUGCUCGCGGGCCGCCGCGCGCCUCCGCUGCCGCUCGUGCCUCGCGCCGCACCACGCCGCCUGCUUGCCGCGCCGCACGCUGCCCGACCGCGCCGACCGCAGCGAUUGGCCCCAGAUUUGCAGCGCCUGUCUAAAAUGUAAGAGCUGCGAUAGUACUCGCGUGAGCAAGUUUGUUGGAAGUCUACCAUUCUGUGGACCCUGCUUCAAGUUACGGCAGAAAGGCAACUACUGUCCGUUGUGUCAAGCUUGUUAUAGAGACAAUGAUUUCGAUAGUAAGAUGAUGGAGUGUGGUUGGUGUGGGAGAUGGGUGCAUGCCAGCUGUGAAGGUUUGUCUGGUGAGGGCUACCAACUUUUGUCCGCUCUACCACCAUCAAUUGAGUAUAUUUGCUGUAAGUGUAUGCCUAAUGACCCACCAUGGAGAAAGAUGCUCACUGAUCAUCUAAAAAGCCGGCUCCUUCAUCUCCUUAAACUUUUGGCAAAGAAUAAGAAGGCUUGUGCAUUAUUGAAACUCACACCUCAUAAGAAUACACCAGUACCAAAUAAACCUUAUCGUCUAAUGUCUCCUCAGGCAAUUAGAAAAUUACACUUUGAUGGUGUAGAUGACUCCAUGAAACAUACAACAGAGACCAAAGUCUAUAGAAAUACUUCAAGAGGCCGACGAAAUAAUAAUCUUUCACACAAGUUUGAUGACCCAAGUACUUCUCAAAUAUGGCAUUGUUCCUCAUUGAUGAAUGAUGUGGAAAUGGAGAAGGAAGAUAUACCACAUCCUCUGCACAAAGUUGUUAAUCUACAGGAGCCUCUCAUGCAGAAUAAGGAGAUUUGUUUCUCCACUGGCCUUUACGACACAAAAACUGAGUUUGAUGCACCUUGUGUUGAAGUACACGAGAAUUAUCCUACCCCUAAUAAGAUUGAGAAGGCAACAACUAUGUUACCAACUACAAUACAUGAUGAUAAGUAUGAAGCAAUAUCAGAUGAUGAUGAACCAAUGAAAAGUUUUCCUCAGGCCCGUAGUGAGCAGGAUUUGAGCCCAGCUCUUGUGAGGCAUCCAGGUAGUUUUGAUAAUACAGUUGACGACAUAAACAGAAUUGUUUCACCUUCGUUGCUAGAUAUCAAGAAAAGAGUAAACAAUGAUGAAUAUGUAUCAUUAAAAGAAUUCAAUCAUGAUAUGAAAGAAGUCAUUGAGAGGACAACAUGUGCUGAUCUUCAAAUGAUAUAUAAGGACUUAUUCACAGAAACUUUUCCUUGGUUUGAUUGUGAAAAUAACUGUCUACAACCAAAUCUUGAAGUUGAAGGUGAACAGGAUGACACUGAGUCUCUAAAAGACCAGGAUAUUGCUGAUAAUAGAAAUGAUAAAGCCUUAGUUUGCGUCGAAAAACCUUUAGAUCAAAUAGUGCCGAAAUUUGAAUCUGAUGAAGAGAAAUUAGAGGAGGAGUUGUUAGAGUUUUAUCCUGUAGUGGAUUCCAGGAUGUGCGUCCUCUGUAAAGGAGUUGGCGAUGGUUUGCCAUCUAUGGAGGGACGCCUUUUAUAUUGUGGUCAAAAUGAUUGGAUUCAUGCUAAUUGUGCCCUGUGGUCUGCAGAAGUUUUUGAAGAAAUAGAUGGCUCCUUGCAAAAUGUGCAUUCUGCAAUAUCUAGAGGGAAAAUGAUAAAAUGUGCUGCUUGUGAAUUGAAAGGUGCGAGUGUUGGUUGCUGUGCUAAGAACUGCAGUGAAACUUAUCACUAUGCCUGUGCUAGAAAAGAGAGUUGUGCUUUCAUGGAUGAUAAGAGAGUUUUCUGUCCUGCUCAUGGAAAAGAAGUUCCGAAGAAAAGUUUACAAAAAGAUGCUGAUUUUGAACUAACUAGAGCAGUUUAUGUAGAACUGGACAAAAAAAAGAAGAGAUAUAGUGAAAUAAAUAAAGUGCAGUUUCUUCUUGGAUCUUUGACUGUAAAUAGCCUUGGAAAAAUAGUACCAUCUGUGUCAGAUUAUGAAGACUUUUUAAUGCCUGUGGACUUUUCAUGUACACGUCUGUUUUGGUCCUGCAAAAAGCCAUCCAAAAUAGUGAGAUAUACCAUAAAAACAAAGUUAAUACUGGCAGAACCAAUGCCAGGAUUUGAUUUUGGUGUAAAUAUUACUGUAGACCACACUCUGGAUGUUCAAGUAGUUGAUAGAGUAAUGGCUGAAAUAGGAGCAUGGCAUGAUAGUCUAGAGACUGGAUCUAGUAAGACAGUCCUAAUGCUAAAAAAUGAUAAAUCACCAAUUAAAUUUGGGAGUACUAUGACUCUAGAGGAUUUAGCUGUGAAGCAAGUUGUGGAAUAUUUAUUAGACAAUGUUUGUAAACAAGAGCAGCAGGAUGAAGAGGAGCCGCAAAAUACAGCUGAUUUAUUCCCACCUGAAGUUAAGGAUGCUAUAUUUGAAGACCUUAAUCAUGAUCUACUGGAUGGUAUAUCUAUGCAAGACAUAUUUCAAGAUCUUAAAAAUGAAUUUUACUGUGCUAUGAGUCAGUCUGAUGAUAGAAGCAAUGACAAGUCUGAUUUCAUUGAUGAACUACUGAAUGCUAGGUUGGAAUCUGGAAGCAAAGAAUUAAAGAGAAGUAAAUCAGAAAUGUUGUUGCAAAAUCAUAAUCUCAAAACUUUAACUACUGGCCGUGGUCAACAAAGGUCUAGUAGUCUUACAUGGAAUAAUAAAUUUGAUACAAGUUUUUUAUCAUCAACAAUAAAAAGAUGUAAAAUGGGUAAAACUACAACAACAGAUAAACUUAGCCCAGUUCAAAGAAUAGCAUUAUUAGAGAAUCCUCUAGAUACAAAUAAGGAGGUAGAGACAACAAAUGGGGAUAAAAAACUAAAAGGUGAGUCUACUACCGGUACCAUUUUAUGUGAUGAGACACCGCAUACAUCAGGCAUUAAUUAUCGCACGACUUCGCCAAAGCAAAAGGAAGAAAGUAAUAAUGAUAAGAGUGACAAAACAGAGGGUUAUUACACAGAUGUUAUAGACUUUUAUACAAAGAUACAGUGCAGCCCCAUUUCUCAAUUAGAUGGAACUGCUGACUGGUCGGGUUCAGAGAGUACAUGCAGUUCCCGGCCUUGCAGUCCUCGCGACAAUGAUUUUUCUCCAAUACAACAAUUAGAUGGUGCUGAAGAUAAUCACCCAGUAGAUAAUGGUCAUAGAGGUCCAACUAAUCAAUUUCUUUAUAGAGCAAGUGGAUCUGAAAGUACUUACACUGUGACUAUAGCUGGAAACUCAAUAAGUGGCCAACCCGAAUUGGUUAUGAGAACAUUAGAUGAAGUAUCUGCGGUUAAUGGACAGAUUGAACAGUUAGUGAGAUGCGACAGGUGUCAGUGUACUUAUAGAAAUAAAGAAUCCUAUGACAGACAUAUUCCAAAUUGUGAUUUAAUGUCAACUAGUGAAAGUGAGAGUGAAAAUCCCAAGUCACCAGAAAAUAGAACAUUAACUACUUUACAAAAUGCUUUCCAAGGGGCAUUUGCUCAGCCAAUGAUUAUACAUGCUGGAGUUAUGGGUGGUGAGAACAGUGUGAAAGCUGAAAGCAUAUCAGCCAGAAGAACCUCAAUUAACACAAGACAGAUUACUAUUAAUGGUACUAUCGUCGAGACACCGUCUCCUGGUCCAUCAAAUGAGAUGACAAUGACAAUUACAGAACAGAUGAAAUCUGGAACUGUCAUCUUUGAUCAAACUAAAACAAAUGUCCAAGUGUCAGCAAAUCAGCAAAUAUUGUCGUCACCACAAAUUGUUGUUACUCCACAGAUGAUAUUGCCACCUAAGACAAGUUCUGCGGGUGGCCAAAAGAUUAUGACGUCUCAAAUAAUUACACAACCAAGCCUACUUCCGUACAAUAUAUGUGUAAAGCCAAAUGGCAAUGCAAAUAUACAACAGAUACAGGGUGGCGAUAUGGCACAGUUGCUUUCGGGAUCAGGAGGCAUACAAGUAAUUUCUUCUAAUUCAAAUCAAGUACUGACAAUACCAUCGAAUCAGACAGGAAGUAUAACACCUAUAAUACAAGGUAAAAAUCAAGUGACGAAUUUUCCAAACAUGGCGAGUGCAACUUCUAUUGCAUUACCAGUAAAUUCUAUUCAAGGAAUGCCUAAUGCCUCUAUCAUUCCAAAUAUUCAACCGAUGAUUCGUCCACAAAUCCAGGGAAAUCCUACAAUUGUUGUUCCCGCGAUGACGGCUCAAAGAUUGACAUCGCCAAAUUCCCAAAAUAAACAACAAAUUAUAUUGCCAGGAAAUAAUCAAAAAUCGCCUAAAAAACAACCUGCUCCUGUACAACCUAAGCCUAUAUUUCAAGGUGCUAGCAGAGGUAGAGGGCGCCCUAUUCCUAAACCGGCUACUAUAAAAAGGCAAACGAAGUUAGAAAAAACAUUUACUACUAUUAAUCAAACACCUCUUGGUCCUGGAAACACUGUCAUACAAUUACAAACAAAUAAUCAGACUGGACAACCAUCAAUAAUCGUGCCUGUUGCAAACCAAAACAUAAUGUCGGCAUAUGUUGAGGCUUUAUCUCAACAACAAAAUCAAAAUAUGCAGUAUAUUGCCACAAUUGCACCUCAAGGAGAGUUUAAAACUGGACCUCCACAGUUUAUAUCUCAAAGUGGACUUGUACCUCAAACCUUUCAAAUACAGCAAACAGAAUCAGGUGGAUUGGUUGCAGUAGCUAGUGGUGGAAUACCAGUGUUAGUGCCUCAAGGCAAUGUUGGCAUUAUACCGCAAACAAUACAGCCAGGUACUAUUUUGCCUCAAGGUACUAUACAGGCACAAGGGAUAAUUUCUCAAGGUCCUAAUGGCCCUACUAUUCUACCACAAGCUAUCCAUACUCAAAAUGGUACAACAAUAAUACCACAGGGAACUAUUCAAGGAUUAACCCCUGGAAGCAUAACAUCACAAACUGCAACUUUGUUGCCUAAUAACACAUUACAGACUGCGGGUGCUACUGUAGUACCACAAAGUGGAAUUAGUAAUGGACAGACAACUAUAAUACCUAAUGCAUUGCCAUCCCAAGGUAAAACGUUGAUAUCCUCCGCCCCUGGGGCGACGAUAUUGCCCCAAGGAACUCUGUUGCCUCAGUUUUGCAAUGAUCAAGUUUUACUUGGAUCAACUCCUACAUUAGAAAUGGUUACGGAUCCAUCUGGUUGUAUGUAUUUAACAACAACGCAACCUGUAUACUAUGGCUUGGAAACAAUAGUUCAGAAUACAGUAAUGUCGUCGCAGCAGUUUGUCUCUACGGCUAUGCAAGGGGUUCUUGCACAAAAUAGUAGCUUCUCAGCUACUACGACCCAAGUUUUCCAAGCUAGUAAAAUAGAACCUAUUGUAGAAGUGCCUACCGGAUAUGUAGUAGUGAAUAAUGUGGGUGAUGGUGUGACGCAGGCGGCGUCAACGACACCCAAUGUAGUGGCAGCGCAAUCGAUUCAGUCAUCACCACCAACAAUAAAAAAUGUAAAGACAAGUGUACCUAACCUAACAUUGCAACCUCUACCUGAUAAAUCGUCUAAUAAUAAUCGUCAUGUGCCAAAAGUGAUUCAGAUGAGUUCGACACCAAUUGCAGUUGGCUCGCAGUCCAUACCAGGCACCAUCAUAACAGGGCGCCAGAAUCUAAACCCGAUAACUUCUCAGAUACAUAGUAUGACGUUGUCGAGUACACCACAGAAUUUACAGCGAAAUAACAUAUUGAAGCCGACAAACGUGACAUUGUCGCCUAAUGUAACGCUUGUUUCGUCCAUAGGGCAACCUGUCAUGGCUAUCUCACAAUCCGUACCGAAUUCAGCGACAUCAUUUUCUAUGCCGUCUAUACCCUUAUCCCAGCCAAUUGUGUCAAGUUCUAUUGCACCUUCGUCUAAUAAAAACAAUAUAAAAAUUGAAAACCAUGUGAUUGAAAUAAGUGGCAAUUUGCACGAAGGUUCUAAUGCAAGUAGCAUCCCAACUAUAAGCGUGACUCAGAGUACAAAAGCUCCGACACCUUGGAGACAGAUGCACACACAAGGUAACGUUAAUAUAGACAAGUUAGAUUUACAAAACAUGACUGUUAAAACAUCUAGUAUUAAUAGUUGCUCAAUGAAUAUUCCAAACAACUUAACUGGAAGGCAACAUUCUCACAAUGAAUCUGAAAAAAAUAACCAAAAUUGUUUAAUGUCUCUACAGAAUAAUACUAAUUCAAUGUCUGGUAUGAGUAUGCAUUCACAUCAUUAUGAUUCAAAUUUGAAUGUAAGUCAUCAUUCUUCAACUCAUUCUUCGUCCAAUAAUGUAAUCCAAAUUACUGCAGGCAACAUAUACCCACCUUCCUCAGUAAUGAAUAGCAAUUUUGAUGCUGAUACUACAUUGAAACUCAGUAAAAUUAAUGCACUAUCGAAAGCAGAAGGCGGCCAUUUGAAUUUUUCGCAAGAAAUUAUGGCUUCGCAUUCUCAUCAACAUGCUCAAAAUGAAAAAGCCUUUCAAAGUAUGGGAUCAAAUGAUAAUAAGCAUAAUACAGAUGGUAUGAAUAAUCAAAUGAAUGUCCAUAAAUUGAAUAGUUGCCAGGUAGUUGGCAAUAUGAAUAAUACUCCCGCAAUCAGCAUAAUACCACAUAACGUUAUGAGGUCGCCAAUGCAAAGUAAUCAAAAUACAAUAUCACUUUCAAAUAAUCAAAACCAAAUAAGUUCUAUAUCGAAUAGUUCAUCACACAGCCAAGUUCAAAUAUUAAACUCUGGAAACAAUUCAAUGUCUAAUAUGAAUUUGUCAUGUCAAGAAUCCACCAGUAAUAGAAUAAAUAUGAAUGUUCCUGAAAAUAGCCAUCAACAAACUAAUCAACAUGACAUAUCAAAUUCUUCACCAAAUUCGUCAAAUCUACCACACGGUAAUAUGCAAAUAAUAUCACAUAACAGCAAUCAAUUAUCAACACCUAACCAGAUUCAUAUAAUGAAUGGUCAAAUUCAGCAUAGUAGAUCAGACAAUGGUAAUCAACUUCAACAAAUAAAUCAAAGCUCAAAUAGAUCUUUCCAUGAUAAUGUUAUUGGAAGUCAAUCCAAUAUGCAUUCUAACCGUAGUACACCAGAUAAUAACAAUCUGAUGAGCCAAUCAAUGAAUAUGCAUGGUUUAGGAAAUAGUCACAAUAUAAAUCGAAACGAUCUCAAUGAUUUGAACCAUAUGCAUAUGCAGCAACCCAUGUCUAACAUGAAUAAUAUGCAAAAUAACCGCAUAAUGAUGGAGAAUAUGCCAUCCCAUAACAUGAAUAAUAUGAGCCAUCAAAUGCACUCUAAUAGAUCUAUGGAAAACGUUCAUAAUUCUCAACUACAUACAAUGCAACAAAUGAAUCAUCAUAUGAAUAAUAGUAAUCGACCUCAGAUGGACAAUAAUAACAUGCAUGUUAAUCAACAAAUGGUUCUACAGAAUAGACAAAUGGACAAUAUUGGACAUCAUCAUCAGCAUCAGAUACCAAAUGUAAUGCAAAUGCAAAAUAGUCGGUCUCAUAUGGAAAAUAAUUUAAUGAGUAUGCACCAACAUGUACCUAAUCAAAUGCACAACCGACAGUCUAUGGAUAGCGGUAUGCAUAUGCAUCAUAUGCCGGGAAAUACGAAUAAUAUGAAUAUGCCCAAUCAAAUGGAUAAUACAAAUGCUAUAUCAAAUAUACAUGUUAAUAGGCAUGACAGUAAUUCAAUAGGGAUGCAAAAUCUCAGUACCAUGAAUCAAUUACAGAACAGAUCAUCCAUAGAACACACGUCAAUGAUGCAGCAUCAAAUGAACAAUAUGAGUUCAAUGAACAAUAUGAAUCUACACAGCAACAUCAACAGCUCUAUGCAAAUUACUAACACAAAUCAUCAAUCUAUGAAUAAUUCCUUGAUGCAUGUACCUAAUAUUCCAGAUAUUAAAAACGAAAUUCAAAAUGCGUGUGGUGGAAGUUGCACUAGCAAUACUUCACAAUAUUCUAAUAACCAAAAUUCCUUUGAUAUAUGUUCAAAUAUGAAUUCAACUAAUAAUAUGAACAUCAGUACAGGAAGCAUGUUGCAUAACAUGAAUGUUAACAGUUCCAAUAUACCUAAUAACAUGAUGAUGAACUCCGUAAACAAUAGUGGCAUGUAUGGUGCCAACAGUCAAAACUCAAUGGCAGGUCAUGAUAUGUUAAUGAGUUGCAAUAACUCGUCAGAUCAUGGUGUUAACAACCUCAUGUCAAACUCUAAUCACAUGAUGAUGAACAAUUCUCAGUCUCAUGCUAAUUCAAAUCAAAAUCAAAUUUUAAGCUCUCAAGUUGCUAAUAAUUCACAAAUGAAUAUCAGUAGCUGUAGUAUGAGCAGCACAUCACAAAAUCAACUGACUAAUAUGGAUAACCAAAUGAACAGAAAUAAUAUGUCCGUAAAUGAAUCUGCGAAAUUUCCUCAAGAAUCAUUGAGAGGUAAAAAUAUUAUGGGUACAUCCUCUAAUACUAAUUUGCCUAUGGCAAAUUUAGCUAAUAACGAUUGCGCUAAAUUAAAUAUGACAGGAAAUGAAAAGCAGAAUCACAGUAUACCAGUGAAUAACCAAAUAGGAUAUAUGCAAAUGAAUUCGCAAAAUAAUAGAGUGAUUAAUCUCCCUGAAAGGAGCAGGAUUAAUAGUGCUAAUUUGGAAAAUAAUUUGAAUCAACAUGUUUCCCAAAGUAACAUAAAUCAACAUGUGCCCCAACAGCAUAAUAUAAGAGUUAUGACUAACACUGCCAGUAGUAAUUUAACCGGAAUAAACACAGAACCUCUAGCAUAUCAACAAAAGACUGAGAAUAGUGGCACUAUGAUCAAUGUACCAUUCCAAGCAAUACCCAAUAGUGCCCCUAUGAAUAUCAAUGUUAACUCCAGUAAUAACACAGUAAAUAUCACUGUUCAAAAUAAUCUUGUUGACCCAAAAAUUGCAUCAAAGGCAGCUACUGAUAUUAACUUCCCUAUUCAACCAAAUACUAAUUUACUUACAAAUCAAAAUAAUAGUGGAAAUAUGAUAUGCAUUCCUGUUCAAAAUAAUACGAUAAACUUACCUACACAAAAUAGUUCCAGCAUCACUUUACCGAAGGCUCCUCCGACUCAACAAUCUGGCAUACCUACUAAUGUUGUUAAUCCCAUGUCUAUGAGACCUAUGAAUAGAGUAUUGCCAUUACAUAGAGAAGGUCAAAGCAAAUCUGCAAAGAGUUCAACCGCUAAUAAAUCAUCUGUAGUACCAAAGCAGAGACCAGUAAGCCAUGAUAUGCCUGAUUUAAACAUCAAAGAUGAAACAAUCGACAGUGAUUUGGAAAAGGCCAUUGAAGAGUCUAAACGCAUGAUGGAGUUGGAAAGACUAAAAAAAGAAAAAGAGGAGAGAGAUGCAGCUCGCGCUUUGCAAUUAUCUACCGAAACGCAUCAAGCUAAUACAAGUAGUGCUUCAAUGGAGACAGAAACAACGAGUGCAUGUGAAUCGAUUGAAACUGUUCCGAAAAUGCCUUCUUUACCGAAUUUGGAUACAGAAAUGAUUGAAGUUGAGCCACCAAAGAUACUAGUUGAAAAAGAUAUAAAUAAGACUCCAGUCACUCCAAAAGUUCCUAAUGCACCUGCAAAAUUAAUGAAAAGACCUUUUGGCGAUAAGAAAAAUGAAAUUGAAACAAUCGUGAUUAAAAAGCAACCUAAAUUAAGGGGUCAAGAGAAUAAACCAUCUCUUCCGAAACAAACACCAGAUCCUCCAAAAGAUGAUGGCCCAAAAUUAAUAUAUGAAGUAACAUCUGAAGACGGUUUUAACUACACAUCAUCUUCACUAACUGACCUCUGGGCGAAGGUAGUGGAAGCCGUUCAAAAUGCUAGAAAACAAUCUGGAUUACCUUUAAUACAGUAUAACCUACCUUCAAGUUUAUCAGGAGCGCACUUGUUGGGUCUUAACAACAAUGCCUUGCGAUAUUUAAUUGAACAACUGCCUGGGGCAAGUCGAUGUACAAAAUAUAAACUACGCCAAGGGCGGCCGUUAAAUAGCUGGGAUAAUGACCUGGAUUUAAGCGAGGGCUUCAAGGAGAGUCCAUGGGGAAGUGCUCGCACUGGACCUGUGGCCAGGAAACAAAACCACGAUAUGUUUAGUUGGAUGGCGUCGCCUUUCAGAGAAGAGCCUCCACCAUUCGGAGGCCAGGAAGGAGAGAGUUCUAUAUCGAGGCGUUUAGCAACUCUACCCCCUGCAAUGCGAUUCAGGCAAUUGAAGGAGACCUCUAAAGUAUCUGUGGGCGUAUACAGAUCUCAUAUUCACGGACGUGGUCUAUUCUGUAAACGUGACAUCGAAGAAGGGGACAUGGUGAUAGAGUAUGCAGGCGAAGUGAUUCGCGCGGUGCUCGCUGAUCAACGUGAGAAACGUUACGAAGCGAUGAGUGGUCGACGAGGAGUCGGCGGAUGUUACAUGUUCCGCAUCGAUGACAAUCUAGUGGUAGAUGCAACCCUCAAGGGGAAUGCUGCUAGAUUCAUCAACCAUUCCUGCGAUCCCAACUGUUACUCACGCGUGGUGGACAUUCACGGUCAUAAGCACAUCCUUAUUUUUGCUCUGCGUCGCAUCACCGUCGGCGAAGAGCUCACGUAUGAUUACAAGUUCCCAUUUGAAGAAGUCAAGAUACCCUGCACUUGCGGUGCCAAGAAAUGUCGCAAGUACCUUAAUUGAAGACUAUGCGUAAGUUUACUUUGUGUCAAUUAUGAAUAUUGGAAAAGAUAAGUCAUGUGGCACCACAUUUAUCAUACGUCUUUAAAGGACUAUAAGUAUCACAUUGGUAUAUUAAAUGUCGUAAUUAAAGAAGUACAUACAAAUUAAGACAAACAUUUUUACUUGGAUUGGAUAUUAGAAACAUGGAUAGUUUUAUGUAUGUGGCAUAGAAAAUUGAUGGAUCUCCUAAGAAUUCUAAGAAUGCGCAUUUAGAAUCUACGUGUGGGGAGGUGUGUGUGUAAGGAUAAAAUACUGGGUCGAGUACGUUUAUUAUAUGUACAUAUUUGUGUAUGUAAGACAAUAAGUUAACUUCACAUAUCGCGUUAUUCCCACCUUUGUAUCUUGACUUUUUCAGUGCCAUGAAUAGCAUUGGAUGCACUGAGAAAAAAAUGAAUCUUGUUAUGAUCUCUUUCUUGAAUCUACCCAGUGUUUAUAAUUGUUGGAUUGUAUAAUUUGGACUUAGAUUUAUUUAAGAAUUAUUUUGUGAUAAGUAUAUAUUUUGUAUAUAUUUUUAUUUGCGUUUUUAAUACAAUGUUUACUGUUUAGAGGUUUCACGAACGGCUUAAGCGUGUACACUAAACUUGGAUGUGAUAUGUUUUAGCCCCAAAAUUUGGGUACGAGAAUGGUUAGUGCAUAUGUAGGUAUUGUAUAUUUGUUCCUCAUUUUAUUCUUAUUUGUCUUCAUUUGUGAUCAAUUAAGUCUCGACUAACAUACCCUGUAAAUAUAAUUAUUACAUCCUAUUUUUAGUAAUUAUUAAUAGUUAACAUAAUUAUUAAUAAUAAUAUUAGUACAUUCGAAAAAGGGUAGCAAAGUUACAAGUACAAUGUUACUUUUUAAUAGUUU
Molecule: messenger RNA, 14825 nt
Organism: Achroia grisella
Lineage: Eukaryota; Metazoa; Arthropoda; Insecta; Lepidoptera; Pyralidae
Gene: trx
Product: histone-lysine N-methyltransferase trithorax
Exons: 13
Coding region: 582-13943 (4453 amino acids)
Biological process (GO): positive regulation of DNA-templated transcription
Cellular component (GO): nucleus; histone methyltransferase complex
Molecular function (GO): histone H3K4 methyltransferase activity; protein binding; DNA-binding transcription factor activity
Source: RefSeq, a predicted model, not a curated record